AUGGGCGAGCUGGCGGAGCUGACCGACCAAUUGGUCACGGCGGUCGCAAAGCUCUCGCCCAAUAAGGACUCGUCGCGCGCGCAGAAUAUGCGCCGACGCGUAGAAAGAGUGCUUCGUCCUGGCUCCCAUGGACGUACCGAUCAGUUCCUAGUCGCACGCCAGUUGGAAGGUCUGCAGGAGAAGUUCGAAGUUGUGGAUCGAUCCGACUUGACCCAAGCUCUCCGCAGUCGCCUCUUGGAGCUAGAGGGCUAUUCGAAUGACUGGUAUCCUGAAAUACUGAGCUUAAUGCUGCAGCUGUCGAAUCGUCCAGCGAUCUUCUCGAAGAUCGAGAACUUGCCGAAACGUGCAACUGCACCUGCACAAGACGAUGCUCUCCUGUCCUGGUCCAAAUUAAAUGCGGAUACGCAGGACACCACUUUCAACGAUGACAUUUGGGAGGAAGUAGACUUUGCUGCCGGUUCCUCAGAUGACGAUUUCUCAUCCGUUGCCAGCGAUGUGUCUCUUCCCCCGAGCCCGCAACAACCGAGCAUUGACCUAGAAACUGAGUAUGUAGUCCCAGGCAAUGUCUUCGUUUCGGGUGACGAUGAAAAGUUCAUUACCUCAAUAGAGAAGGCUCAGUUCUGGAGGCCUGAGAACAAGGCCCCAACGCCCAAAGGAAAGGAAAUUGCCUACCAGACCAUCACGGAAUUGCAGCUGGCUCGUGAGACAUUGUUCAUGCUCCAAGGCCUCCCAACAUCGAUAUUCUGGCGCCUGGAUGAUGAAAUCACAGUGGAUGGCACUUAUCGGCUACGGCAUUGCUCGAGCAACGCUUUAUCGGCACUGCUUCAAUCAUUCACGGAGAUUGGGUGCCAAAUCGAUGCAUUGCGGCGCUUUACCAAUGCCUCGCAGACCAUCCCUUAUAUGCAGACAUUUUGCCGAGGGAUCGAAGAGCGGUUGCUCGAAUUCGAUGCGAACCUCUCGCAAGUUCAAGUUUCCUUCCUUUCCGCCGGCUCUACAGUCAGUUUGAUUCAACUGCUCAACGAUGUUCGCCAGUAUUCUCGCCAUCUACUUCAACUGUCCGACCUGGUAUCUAGGCUAGGGAGACACAUUGACACGCAACCAAUGAGCUGCUUGGAUCUACUCUAUGACUCGAUAUGCUUGCAAGAAGCACUAGGAAAUGACACUACGACACUGGUGGCCUUAUUCUCAGCCUGCUUCAGGACCUAUUCCCGAUCCAUCAAGCUCUGGAUGUCAACUGGUCAUCUGGAUUCACAAGAUUGUGCAUUCUUCGUGCGGGCGAACCCCGAACAUGGCGAGCUCAGAACUCUUUGGCACGAUUGGUAUAUUCUAGACGACGGUACCAGGCGCCAGGAAGUUCCCAGCUUCCUGGAAAAUGGAAUCCACAAAGUAUUUACGGCUGGUAAAAACAUGGUUUUCUUGCGUCACCUGAAUGCACUCCCAGACCUUUCAGAACAUCCCGAUCUCGUUCUGGAUGAACUGUACCCAAACUCCUCAUUGUCACUCCCAUUCCCCGCAUUAGUUGAAUCUGCCUUUGACCGUCUGGUAGAUGCAAACCACUCUCUUAGUGCUGGUCUCCUCCGGACAGAACUUGAUGAGCAAUGUGGACUGUGGGACUCCUUGGAUGCCCUGCAAUAUGUCUAUUUGGGCGGCGACCUCAGCAUCCUUGGUGCUAUCGACACCAAGAUCUUUGAGCUUAUGGAUCGUGGCCGAUCUUGGGAUGACAAAUUUUUAUUGACGGAGGUAACACGCUCGGCAUUCAGCGUGAUGCCCACCAUUGACCUAUCAAGGAUUGUUGUUCGAUCAGCUGGCACUCGUCUAUCCGACUACAACAUUCCCAAUCGCAGCGUUCAAGUUCUGGGGUCUAUCUCGAUCGACUACAUUCUUCCCUGGCCCGUCGCAAACAUCAUCACACAGGACGCAAUACAGUCGUACCAGCGCAUCUCCACGUUUCUGCGUCAGAUUCGACGUGCAAAGUAUGCCCUUGUUAAGGAACGCAUGCGAGACGCACGGAAAACCACAGCAGAAGACGAGAAUGAAACACUCAUCUAUGCCCUCCACCACGACCUACUUUCGUUCCUCAACUCCAUCUACUCCCAUCUUACCUACCUUGUGAUUUCGACCUCAAACCAAUCUUUGCACUCGGCGUUAUCCGAUGUCGAAGACGUCGAUUCCAUGAUUGACGCACAUCAAGCCUACAUGGCUUCUCUCGAAGACCAAUGCCUUCUCUCUGAGAAUUUGUCACCGAUACAUGACGCUGUCAUCGCCCUACUGGAUAUCGGCGUACAUUUUGCAGACUUGCAGGCUGUUCGAGCAUUUGAAGAGGGCUUGAUCGACCCUGAUGACACCCGCAAUAUAGAAACCCUGCGCCAAAAACGAGCUGCGGGGUAUGACUCGGACUCGGAUUCGGACGAGGAAAAUGAUCAAAUUGACCACGAGCAAACUCUCACAAUUUCAUUCCGCGACUCUUCAUAUGAGGAUCAAAUGCGGAAUCUGAAGCAGCGAUAUGACUAUCUGGUCAGUUUCGUUGCGGAUGGGCUGAAGGGGGUUGCUCGUGCGGAUGGACUGCCGGGCUGGAACAUUUUGGCAGAUCGACUGGAGUGGCGGACAGGAUGGCUUCGGUAA
Penicillium argentinense is the source of this 2622-nucleotide messenger RNA. RefSeq lists its product as uncharacterized. NCBI's taxonomy places the organism in Eukaryota, Fungi, Ascomycota, Eurotiomycetes, Eurotiales, Aspergillaceae. Gene Ontology annotation, molecular function: microtubule minus-end binding; gamma-tubulin binding. The coding region runs from base 1 to 2622 and encodes 873 amino acids. The transcript is spliced from 2 exons. The record is from RefSeq and is a predicted model, not a curated record. Gene Ontology annotation, biological process: meiotic cell cycle; cytoplasmic microtubule organization; microtubule nucleation. Gene Ontology annotation, cellular component: spindle pole; equatorial microtubule organizing center; centrosome.